AUGCCACAUCAAAACACCUUUCUUCAGGAUACCGAACCACCAGCGUAUGAUGACUGGCCGUAUCAGCCAUCCCAGCCAAAGCUCUGGAACAGCGAUGUCCCAUAUCCUGAGGUUGAUCGAGGGGAGAGUGCCCAGUAUACUGAGCCCGAUCAACAACAAACUCAAGAACAACAGACGACACAAGUUGAUCCACAGAUUCCCGGAGAAGAGCUGGUGGCCGACGAACAGAUCGAAAACAUUGAAGUGCGGUGGUCAGGCGAGAUCAACACUGUUCAGGAAGCCCGGAACUUCCUUGCAUCGCUCUCAGAGACACUACAGAUCCCGAAAGUGCAAAACGAUGAUGCAGAGGGCAUUCGGAGAGGAGGCUUGGCCACAUUUGGGAGUGCAAUCCUACAAGCCAUCGUGCACCGUCCAGCCACCACACCUACCGGCUUGCAAGAAGAGCAGCGAUUGUACUACAUCAAACAACAACGAGGAGCCAUGUCGAAGAUCCAGCACGCUUUAUCAACCGACCAAGGACAGAAGAAGGCGGAGAGUAUGAUCUUAAUGCUCCUUGAUGCGGCCAUCGACUGCCACAUCGUCGGACUACCGCGAGAAGAUUUCACACCCAAAGCAGCAUCAAAAGGCAGCUACAAGAGUCUGACUAAUCUUACUUGCGGUCAGAGAAUCAAUAGGAUCAUCUCUGCCGUUCAGCGCCACAAACUGGUCUCUAUUGAUGUCUUGGAGGGGAAGGGUCUUCAAGAUCUAGCCAGGAACCCGGACGAGCAUCUCAGUCGCAAGAUCAAGAACUUGAGAAGUAAUGCGCUUAGCAACAAGACCCACAAACCGAGAAGAAAGAGAGUGCCACAGGCUUUACACGAGUCCAGACAGGGCAGCUUCGCUCCAUCCGACCAGUAUGGAAAGAUGGAACGCACUCGGACGCCAGGGGCAAGUCUAGCGACAAAUAAGCUGGAACAUCGGAAUUCGGACGUCGAGAGGUCGACGAUGCAGGAGAAUGUGCCAGAGAAUGUGCCGCAUGUUUCGAUAGGAAAGAGAAAAGCGAGCGAGAUGGAGGAUGAAGAGACCGAACAGCGUUCAGACCUCCGGUCAGUCCGUCCGAGACAAGAUCUCCCUGGUGUGAGUGAGCAAGGCGUCCCACUUGAGAUCUACGAUGAGCCAUUCAAUAUGCCGUCGCAUUUUGACGAAGCCUUCUUUGGAGACGCACAAGGCGAAUAUCGUGAUGAUUUCUAG
Ramularia collo-cygni is the source of this 1230-nucleotide messenger RNA. RefSeq lists its product as uncharacterized. Bases 1 to 1230 code for a protein of 409 amino acids. The record is from RefSeq and is a predicted model, not a curated record. The transcript has a single exon. NCBI's taxonomy places the organism in Eukaryota, Fungi, Ascomycota, Dothideomycetes, Mycosphaerellales, Mycosphaerellaceae.